Messenger RNA from Paramecium octaurelia, 1066 nucleotides. The record is from the annotation of a GenBank genome assembly. NCBI's taxonomy places the organism in Eukaryota, Ciliophora, Oligohymenophorea, Peniculida, Parameciidae.
AUGGAUAAAAUAGAAAAAAUCUAUGACUACAUCAGAGAAAAAGGAAGCAAACAAUUAUUCAUCCUAAUCUCGAUACAAAUGUCAUUCCUAAUAAUAUCAUGCAUCACCUUCAUAAUACUUGAAAACAAUUAAAGUGAUGCAGAAUACCGAAGAGAAAAUUUAUACAAAUGGUUGAUUUUAUUAUUGUUUAGUUUAUCCUAAUUUUAUUAUGCCUGGCAUUCAGUAAUUAUUGAUGAUAUUAAAUAAGAUUAUCAAAAAAAAUAUGUUAGAAUUGCUUGCUUAUCUAAUAAUAUCUAUAUGCACAACCACAGCUAGUACAUUACGAUAUUUCUACAUCAGUAUGAAUGAAGAGUUAGACCACAAAAUAGUAAAUAAUUAUUAUAGACUUAGUUGGUUUAAACUGUUUGUUACGUAUAUAUUGGUUUUUCAAUAUUUGUGCAAGUAGUGGGAUUAAUUUCAUAUAAAUACUUUAUAGAGGCCUUCAGAGGAGAAAUAUUUACGAAAAUAGGAGCCUCUGUAAAUGAGUAGAAUAAGUUUAAAUGGUUUACUUCAUUUGAAUGCCUUCUAGAAGUUUAUGCUUAACUAACACUUUUGAUCUUUGUCACAUUUUUUUUUUUCUUUGAUACUUCAAUAGAUGACCAGAAAUAGGUUCACCUUAUUGCAGAUAUCUGUGCUAUAGUAAUAAUUAUAAUAGGAUUUGUCAUUGGAGAUAUAGGAGUAAAUUAUAAUAUUAUUAAAAGGUGAAAAAAAGACAACUCAAAUUAGUCUAUAUAUAUUUUGGAGUUGCUUUCCUGAUUUGCAUUGCUGAGAAUGUUAAACUGUUUUUGUUUUUAUAGUAUUAUGAUUAUUAAUUCGAAAAAAUACAUUUAGAUUGGGCAACAUUUUCAAUAAUCACAAUCAUUUUCUCAAGCAGCAUUAUUGUAUUGGUAAAAAUAUCUAAUAAACAUUAAAGGGAUUUAAUUUCUAUUAUGGAUAUAAAUGUGUCUAGUUGAAAUUGAUGGAUAUCAAAACAUUUGAUGUGGAUAAAAAUUCGAAAGAUCAUUUUUUAUCAUAAUAUGACUACUGA